AUGCCGCUUCCGUUCCCGGGCCUCGAGCACAUCAGAGACGAUGAUCUGUUCCUUUGCCUCAAUUUUGUCAUGGUCGGCUACAUUGCGCUCAUCUUCUUCCCCGGCUGGCGGUACACCAAGACCGUGACCUUCUCAUGCGUGGUGAUGUAUUCAGCUCUGUACUUUGCCCUCCUUGGUAAAAUUGCCAAAGACGCAUUGCCACCGCCUCCAAUUGUACGCCUCCCUCCGGGCAGUGGUUUCUCGUCGCUGGACGAGGUGGUGGCGCUGUUCUCGCACCGGGGUGUCAUGUUCGCGGGAUGGACCCACUACAUCGCUUUCGACCUGUUCAUGGCACGCCAUAUCGUGCUGGAGAGCCGGGAGGUAGGCAUCCCGCACUGGAGCAUUGCUCCCCUGGUUGUGGUGACCCUUUUCGCUGGGCCGGCGGGCGUGUGCCUUUACGUCCUGACCAAAGCCGCCUGGGACUUCUUCGUGCCAGGGCGCGAGGCUCGUGCGCUGUGGACCGCGCGGCGGGGCGUGCUGGUUCUGCUGUACGUGGCGACCACGGGCCUGAGCGCCAUGAUGGUGGGUUGGGUUCUGGUCUUCCCUGGGAGCUGGAUGGGUGGGCGUUGGAAACUUCAUGAUGACUGGAUCGAGGAGUCGUUUGACAAGUACGCAGCCGUCUUUCCGACGCCCAAGAGCCUGAUCACCAAAUAUCAGCACCACCCGAGCGUCCAGCUCACGCACAUCCUGCCGGCAGCCUUCUGGGCUUUGCUCGUGCCUAUUCAGAUCCACCCGGAUGUACGCCGCCGCUACCGCAGGGCGCACCGGUGGCUGGGCAGGCUGUUCGUGGCGCUUUCCUUGGCCGUCUUCGCAGGGCUGCUCAUCAUCGACGCGCGGGGCCUUGUCUUCAUUCUGAGCGACUUCCCGACCAUCGAGCCGCACGCGCACAUGUCAAAGAUCGGCUUGCAGUGGCUCGAUCACAUGGCCCUUUUUCGUGGCAUCGGCCUCUACUUCCUUCUUUCCAUCCUGCUGGCCGUGCAGCGCGCACGGGCCAAGGACUUUGCUGGCCACCAGCGUUGGAUAUUCCGUCAUAUCGGUUCAGGUCUCUGGGUAGCUGUGCAGCGCAUCUACGUGGGCGUGAUGAUGACCGAAGCCAAUACCCCAGAGGACCAGAAGGCAAACUUCGCAGAUGGGGCGACCCUGGGUGCAGCCUUGACCAUCGUGACAGCAGAGGUCGCCAUCCAGCUUGUGGCCUGGGGGAAAGCGUCCCCCAGCUCUAAGAAGACAUCUUGA
This is a messenger RNA of Symbiodinium natans, 1272 nucleotides long. The record is from the annotation of a GenBank genome assembly. NCBI's taxonomy places the organism in Eukaryota, Dinophyceae, Suessiales, Symbiodiniaceae.